CCAUCCUACACCGGCGAUGUUUGGGACAAGCCACUGGCUGUGCGAAGAACUACAUUGAGAUUGUCUACUAGAGGGAACCUCAGGCCUCAAUGUUUAUCGCUCAACAAACCCGUCAUUACAAUGAAUGGGUCGCCGAGGGUCAUCGGUGGCUUUCUGGAAGGUCCGGAUCUUGCCGCCCGUUCCUUGUGAAUUAAUUGGUUACUGGCCAUACGCAUGGCCUGCGAGCUGAGAGCCACCCUGUCUGGGUAUAUAAGACGACGUGUACCGAUCGUUUUUAAGCUCGAAACCAACCACUCGAAGGUGAUGGCAUCUAUCGUGGUCGUCGAUGAUCGUGACGCCUCCAUACAGUACAAUGGGAACUGGGGGACCGGUGGAAUCUACCCUGAGUACGAGAACACUACUUUCAGUUCAACUCAGAAUGGAGACACCGCGACGUUUGCAUUCACAGGCACAUGGGUCUCGGUAUACGGAACUACAGGGUGGACUAGCACCAACGGGGUGCCUACGACUCAGUUCACCGUCGACGGAGGGUCGCCAGUUUCGUUUACAGCGCCAAAUGUUACUGGCUGGCCCUUGUAUCAUUAUCAGAUGUUCGCAUCCGAUGCUUUGAAUGAUACGACGCAUACACUGGUUAUCGAGAACACGAGCCCAAGCUGCCCGUGCACGGCGUGGUUGGAUUUCAUUGAAUACAUGCCGUCACAACCCAGUACAGCAUCCAAGUCAGCAAGCUCAUCAUCAUCUCCGUCGCCAUCCGCGGCAUCACCCUCUGGGACCACAAACCAUAGGUCUACAGUCGCACUUGCAGCCGGUAUCGGAGGUGGGCUUGGUGGAGCUGCCCUGCUUAUCACGUUAGCCUUGCUAUUUUUCUAUUACCGCAACUACCGCAGGGAAAGGCAUCAAAGACUACAAUUAGCCGAUGAAAUGGCGGCUCGUGGUUACCAACCGAUAAGUACGCAGUAUCAAACAUCUGAAUUUUCUAGCACCUCAGCUGGACGUCUGCGAACAACGAUCGAACGCGUGCCACGAUGAGAAGGCUAAUACGGCAAAAUAUGAACAUUUUGUCAACUACAAUUUGUUUAUUUAUCUCUUCUUCCUAUCGUGUAUAUCGAUUCAACGCACCCAACUAUAUGCUGUCUCUAAUACAGCUUACUUUGUAUAUAGAAGUACGGAUAGAACGUACAGUGGGUACACAAAUCUUGACCUUGGUUUUGCGCUAAUAAAGGCUUUCACUGACACC
Molecule: messenger RNA, 1237 nt
Organism: Coniophora puteana RWD-64-598 SS2
Lineage: Eukaryota; Fungi; Basidiomycota; Agaricomycetes; Boletales; Coniophoraceae
Exons: 5
Coding region: 214-1029 (271 amino acids)
Source: RefSeq, a predicted model, not a curated record